Molecule: messenger RNA, 2500 nt
Organism: Sphaeramia orbicularis (orbiculate cardinalfish)
Lineage: Eukaryota; Metazoa; Chordata; Actinopteri; Kurtiformes; Apogonidae
Gene: ccbe1
Product: collagen and calcium binding EGF domains 1
Exons: 11
Coding region: 284-1510 (408 amino acids)
Molecular function (GO): calcium ion binding
Source: RefSeq, a predicted model, not a curated record
GGGAAGAUACAGACAACAACAGGUACGUCAGGUUUGUUUGACUGAUUAGAAAAAAAGUUAUGAAGCUGUCGUCACUUCUAAAGAAACAAUAUUAGUGCACAGUUGGGUGAAGUGUCCUUCACUGAGGGGAAAGUAGAGUGUGGAGCCUCCGGGGCAGUGGGAGGGUCCACCCCGGCACACACACACCCAAGCCCGGGUCGGAUCUGUGAGGAGCACCGGCUAACCGAGCAUCAACCAGGGGAGGAGGACCGACCAGGACCCGACUGAGGACCCGACCGAUGACAUGAUCCUCCAACACCCCAGGAGUCCUCUGCUGCUCACGGUCACCUGCAUGUGUUUCACCGGAGGGUUGUUCUGGUCCUACCAAGAAGAGGAUGCGACUGACGGUGAAAAGUGCUCUGAAAAUAACAUUUCCACAACGAAGUACCCCUGCGUGAAGUCGACAGGAGAAGUUACAACGUGCUACAGAAAGAAAUGCUGCAAAGGCUUCAAGUUUGUGUUGGGCCAGUGCAUUCCUGAAGACUAUGAUGUGUGUACUGGUGCCCCAUGUGAGCAGCAGUGUACGGAUCACUUUGGCCGAGUGGUGUGCACCUGUUACCCCGGCUACCGCUACGACCGUGAACGCCACAGGAACCGGGAGAAGCCCUAUUGUCUAGACAUUGAUGAGUGUGCGGAUAAAAACAUGACUGUGUGCUCUCAGAUCUGCAUCAAUUCCGUGGGGAGCUACAGGUGUGAAUGUGAGAAAGGGUAUUUUCUGGAGGAUGAUGGGAAAACCUGCACCAAAGGAGAGAGAGCAGUACAUCUCUUUGAGAAGUCCGAUAAUGUCAUGAAUGCUGAAACCUGCUCGGCCACCUGCGACGAUUUCCACCAGAUCAAGAUGUCUGUCCUGCAGCUUAAACAGAAGAUGGCCGUGCUGUCAAACAGUGCUGAUGUUCCCGAGCAAAUGACCAGUGAGAAGAUCUUGACAUCGCCUCUAUUCUUACCCGGGCCCCCAGGUCUCCCGGGUCUGCCAGGAGAUCCAGGACCACAGGGCUCUCCAGGACUUAAAGGACAGACGGGGCCACCUGGAUCUCCUGGUCCCAGGGGGUUGAUGGGACCCAUGGGACCCACUCCAGACCUGUCUCAGAUCAAACGAGGCCCUCGUGGGCCAGUGGGGCCUCCAGGAGCACCAGGGAAAGACGGCUUAAAGGGGGACAGAGGAGCUCCUGGCCCUGCUGGACCACCAGGUCCUCCAGGCUCCUUCGACUUCCUGCUCCUGCUGAUGGCCGACAUCCGGAACGACAUCGCCGACCUGCAGACCAAGGUUUACGGCCGACCCGUGCACUCCCCAGGAGAGGACUUCCCCACGGUCCCGGACCACUGGAGGGACAACCAGGACAGCGUGGACAUGGGCUCAGGUGAGGACGACAGAGAACAUCCUCCUCCUCCUCGAACAGGAGGGGGAGGAGCCAAGAGGAACAGGAAGAGGAAACCAGUACGAGAGCGAACAGACUUUGACUGGAACAUCUGAGCAGGGUUAGAAUAUGAGACGGCGGCUGUAAAUACUGGAGGGCUUGGAUUUUAUUUAAUUGUUUUUUUUCAACAGAAUGUACUGUAUGCAUUUUGCUCACAGAUGUUUAUUUUUUUAUAAUAUACAAAUUUAUAUGUGACUAUUUUUUACUAAAACAAGUAAACUGUGCAAAUGCAUGUUCUUAUUGUAUGUUUUCAGAAACAUAUGGUCCUUGGCCCACGCCAUUAACACAACUCUAAUAAAGGCAGUCACAGCCAAUAUUUAAUGACAACAUCUUUUCAUUCCAGCUUUAUUCAACCCAGGAAUACAUUAACAGAAAAGUAGACCAGAAGUCGUGGUGACAAAAGGAUUCAAGCAGUAAACAAAACCUUAUGUGAUGAGACAAAAUAUGUAAGGAACAGGGGAAUGAAAAAUGCAUUGAAUGUUAACUGGUUCUAUCAACAUAUAACAGCAGGAUCUAUUUAAUGAACUAUUACACCGAUACUAUGUUCAUAUUAAAGAUACAAAAUAUGUGGUAAAUAUGAAAGGAGGAACCAGAGGGCCUGUUCUUAUCAGCUGCAGAACCAUCUAAUAUUCAUUUUCCUUUAACAUGUAGUGUCCUCUAGUGUCCACCAGGGGGAGACAUCACAGCUUCAGCCCAGAAAAGGACCAGUAAAGGCAACACAAAGCUGGAAUGGACAGUCAGCCACAAUAAUGUAUCCACACAGCAAGAAAAGAAACACUUGCAUAAAUAUGUCAAUAACAAAUGUAUUCAGACAUCACAAGAUGAAUACAAGUGACCUUUGGCCUCUGCAGUUAGAGGUGUUCAGAGUGGCGUCUGUGGCUUCCAGACAUUUAUGUGGACGGAGAACUUCAUGAAUCUGUGAAACUGUCAGAUGUUUAGAAGGAUCUGAACCAAACCAAGGUUCUAAUAGUUCUGGAUUUUUCAUUCUAGUUCAGUUUUAUUUAGUUUGGACUUUUUUUACUUUAAUUCCGUUAGUUUUAAUUAGU